Trichoplusia ni (cabbage looper) is the source of this 1884-nucleotide messenger RNA. RefSeq names its product cytochrome P450 9e2-like. Gene Ontology annotation, molecular function: heme binding; oxidoreductase activity, acting on paired donors, with incorporation or reduction of molecular oxygen; iron ion binding. The record is from RefSeq and is a predicted model, not a curated record. The transcript is spliced from 10 exons. NCBI's taxonomy places the organism in Eukaryota, Metazoa, Arthropoda, Insecta, Lepidoptera, Noctuidae. Bases 270 to 1763 code for a protein of 497 amino acids.
UACUAAAAUUGUUUUCAAAUUUUUUAAAAAAAUAUUUAGGCGGUAAUAUACAGCUAUUUAUUUAGCCUCAUAUUCUAGUAACAACUGGUUAUUAUCAACGACCUACUGAAUUAGUAAUUUGCAUUUUAUCCGUCUGACAUUAUUGCUAUAACUACGUCACAACAACAAUUCUUUAUUUUAUAAAACACUUGCAGUUCUCAACCAGUACCAAAAGAAAAGGCUUGUGGAUACGACGCGGUUUGAAACAACAUUUAUAAAAAUAAAUAAAAAUGAUUACAGAAUUAUUACUCUACCUGUUAAUUGCUAUAAUUAUUUAUCAUGUAUUCGAGUAUUUUAGAAUGCAGUUUCAUUAUGAUAAAUGGGGAGUUCGGUACAAGCCUGGGAUCCCUUUAUUUGGGAAUACUUUUUGCAGUAUCUUCGGCAUGAGACACUUCAUAGAAGAUAUGGACGCUGUUUAUAAGGCAUUUCCUAACGAGAAAUACGUAGCCUUCUUUGACGGCAUGAAGCCUAUUCUCUUAAUAAGGGACCCCGAUCUGAUGAAAAUGAUAACAAUCAAGGAUUUCAACCACUUCGUAAACCGCAAACCCUUUUUCCCUAAAGAGAUAGAACCUUUGCUUGGAUCUAGUAUUUUGUCUCUGGAAGGUGACGAAUGGCGUAAGAUGCGGUCGCGUUUGACAGUAGCCUUCAGUGCAGCCAAGAUAAAGGGUAUGUGGCCUUCAAUGAGGGCAGUCAGCUAUCAACUCGUUGACUAUUUGAAAGAUCAUCAGUCUGAGGACAUAGAUGUAGCCGACUUGAUGCGGAGAUACAACACUGACGUCAUAGCGAACACCGGCAUGGGCCUCAAUGUGAACUCCCUCAAGAACCCCAAUAACGAGUUCUUUACAACUGGAGCACAGGCUGUCACUUUUACGAUAUGGAGAAAGAUUUACUACUUCUUCACUAUUCAGUUCCCUGUUAUAGCCAAGCUAAUGCAACUCCUAGGUCUUCAACUCUUGCCCCCAGCAGGCACUGUAUUCUUCAGGAAGGUAGUUUCAGACAGCAUAGCUUAUAGAAAAACGAACAACAUAAUCAGACAUGACUUUAUACACAUUUUAAUGGAAAUCUCUGAAGACUGGACAUUAGAUGAAAUCACAGGACAAAUAUAUUUUGCGUUUCUGGCCAGCUACGAGUCCACUACCAGUAUAUUAUCACUAUGCAUCCAUGAGCUUGCUCUGCACCCUGAAAUUGAGGAGAAAUUGUACCAGGAGGUCAGAGCACAUCAGGAGAAAGCAGGGGAACUGACACUCGAAGAUCUUUCGGAGUUAAAAUAUAUUGAUUGCGUUUUAUCGGAAAUAUCUAGGAAAUGGUCAGCCGCUGUGAUGAUGGAUAGAGUUUGCACUAGUGGAUACGUACUACCGCCACCUAGGGAUGGUGGCAAAGGAUAUGAGGUAAAGCCUGGAGAUGUGAUCUACAAUGUUGUGAAUCCCAUUCACAUGGACCCGAAGUAUUUCUCAGACCCAGAGGUUUUUGAUCCUACCAGGUUCUCUGAAGGCAAUAAGCAAAAUAUCAAGUCCUUUACUUACAUGCCUUUUGGGAUGGGACCUAGAAAUUGUUUGGGCAUGAGAUUCGCUAUAAUAAAGAUGAAGGUGCUACUUUAUCAUCUCGUAUUAAACUACAAGAUCGUUCGUUGUGAGAAGACUUCUGAUCCCAUCCGCUUGCAGGCGCUCGACUUCAGUAUACGGGCGGUCGGAGAUACUUACGUACAAUUUAAAGCUAGGAGCUGAAUGAACUGUUCACACUUAUGGACGCCUGGUACAUGUCUUUGUAGCAAUAGUAUGUUUAUUAUGAGAAAAUUAAAAUGGUGAUAUGUAAAAUAAUUAAUAUAAGUUGGUUAAUUAUAUAAUA